CUCUGUUGUCUCUUUCCUUCCGGGGCCAACGACCGAACAUUGAGGACCCGCAGGUUCUUCGUUUUUUCUUUUCGAAAUGAACAAAACUUUGACUCCGUCGUUCUAACCCCAAUCGAAAUCCCACCACUCAAAUCCGCGUCCCUGGAUUGUCGCCUUCUGAAUCGGAGUCCCCGAUUCAUCCAAACGUUUCUGUUCACCGACAUCGGAAAAAUCUUCCCUUUUCGUGUUUUUAGCCAACUUGGUUUCGUUCACUCGGACAUGAAUCAGAAGAACAAGAGGAAGAAGAAGAGGAGGCAGAGACAUGGGCCGGCCGCCCCGACGCCGGCCGCCGACGCGGCCGCGCCUGCGAAAGAGGACGAAGAAACCCAAGUCGUCAACGCCUUAGUGGAAGCUUUUGGUUCGGUUUCGGUUGAAGAAGCGGCUGGUGCUUUUUGGGAAGCGGAAGGUAACCCUAAUCGAGCCGCCGAGAUUCUACGGGUUGGUUUGUUGGAUAAUGCAGAUGAGCCGUCCACGAGCUCGAAUUCGAGUGCGGUAUCAGCCUCGGAUUCGGGAUUUGCUUCGAGCUCCGUUUCCGGAUCGAGCGACGGAUAUGUGGAGGCUAAUUUUAUGCAGGAUGCGCUGAGACAGAAGCGAGUUAGGGGUAAUAAAGCGAAGAAAUUGGUUGCUGCGACGGGGACGGUGUCUACGGUCCUGGGGAAGGAGUAUCUGAAGGUGAGUUCAGCGAGAGAUUCGGCUAGGUCGAAUGGAUUUCUGAAUGGGGCGAUUGUUCAUGGUAAAGAGGAGGAGAAGGAGCAAUUUCUUUGCGCAAUGCUUGGAGAAGAAAGCGAGCUGAGCUUGGCCGUUGUUAGAGAUGUGCUCUGUCAGUGUGGAUACAAUGUUGGGAAGGCUUUGGAUGUGUUACUCGAUCUCUCUGCUUCUUCAUGUGAGCAGUCAAGGAACUGUAUAAACUCGAAUUCUGAUGUAGAAAGUAGAGAAGAUACAAGAUCUUCCUUAGAAUGUGGUGAAAAUUUUGCAGAUAGGUUAUCUGAUUGCACUUCCCAAUCAUAUGAAAGUGAACCUCAUGAGAAUCCGUGGUUCAUAAGCAGUGAGUGCAGGAAUCAUUUUGACGUUCUUUCUGGUAGAUCAAUUGAAUCUAAUGUUUCUCAAGAAGUGUUGGAAUGCCUUUACAAGAUAUCAAAAAGCCCCCAACACGAACCAAGAACUAUGAACUGGAGGCAUGUAGCAAAGAAGAUGAACACAUUUGGAAAUGAGCUCGAAUCUCCUAAGGAAACUAUUGCCAGAGGGGAUGAAUACACUGUUCUCAGGAAAGAAGUUGUGCAACACUGGGAGUCGAUGAGAUCCUCUUAUCAAAAGGCUGCAGUUGCUUAUUCUAAAGGGGAAAAGGGUUAUGCUGCCAUCCUUUCUGAGGAGGGGAAGAAGUACUCUAAAAUGGGUCGCCAGGCAGAAGAGAGGGCAAGCCAGGAGAUAUUUAGAGCUAGAAACAAGAACAUAGAGAAUGUGAUAACAAUUGAUUUGCAUGGGCAACAUGUCAAACAAGCAAUGAGGCUCUUGAAGUUUCACCUGCUAUUACCCUCUAUACAGAAACUCAAGGUAAUAACAGGCUGUGGGUCACAUGGUGUGGGCAAGUCAAAGCUGAAACAGUCGGUUGUUAGACUCAUAGAAAGGGAAGGUAUCGAGUGGAGCGAGGAGAACCAAGGAAUGGUGGUCAUCAAACUUGAUCAACGCAGAAAUUUCAGCUUUGUAGAUGCUGAUAGCGACAGUGAUUAAGCAAAUUUGCAGGCAAAACUGAUCACAGGACAGAAAGCAGGUUUUGCAUUGGUAGCUGAUCCAGGAGAAUCUGAUUCGGCUGUAUAAAAUACAAUACAAUUACUAGUCUAACCGUGUCCUCGUCUGCUGCAUUAGUCAGUCAGUAGUGGUCAUGUAGCUUAUAAGUUGUGAUGCAGGUCCUCUUGUUGAGGCAGAAACCCUCUUGUAUCAAUCACUAUGCCGUGUAGAGGUAGAGAGAUGAAAAUAGUAGCUUAACUUAAAAUGAGGUGAAGACUUCAACUCGCCUUCUAAUUAAUCAAUUGUGUAUAACUAAUGUAACCAGAUUUGGUUUGAAAUUUGUGAUAUGGUUAUGGCAUCGCCGAUGGAUUCAGACUAAAGUCCCGCUUAUAUUGGGAUACUGGUGA
Rhodamnia argentea is the source of this 2171-nucleotide messenger RNA. Its product is annotated as SMR domain-containing protein At5g58720. The record is from RefSeq and is a predicted model, not a curated record. The coding region runs from base 259 to 1767 and encodes 502 amino acids. NCBI's taxonomy places the organism in Eukaryota, Viridiplantae, Streptophyta, Magnoliopsida, Myrtales, Myrtaceae. The transcript is spliced from 11 exons.